AUGAGGAAGCGGUUAUAUAGAGCCUGGAAUAAGUCAGUUAUUGUUAAGCUUCUGGAAACCACUAUUGGAUACAAGGCGCUGGAAUCACGACUUCAGAGCUUAUGGGCCAAGAUCAAUAUUGGACAUGGUUACUAUGUUGUUAAGCUUUCUAACAAAGAAGAUCAUUAUAAUGCUCUGACAGGUGGACCAUGGAUGAUAUAUGAUCACUAUCUUACUGUGAGACCUUGGGAACCAUGGUUUAGCCCAGCAAGAACGAAGAUAGACAAGGUGGCCGUAUGGGUUCGAUUACCAAGAGUCUUUCUGGAAUACUAUGAUCAAGAAGCUUUGACUAGAAUUGGAAACAGAAUUGGAGAAACUCUGAAUAUUGAUAUUAACGCCUCUUGUCAACUAAGAGGUCACUAUGCUAGGAUAUGCGUUCUAGUUGACUUAGAAAAGCAGCGUAUGUCAGGAUUCUCUUUGGAAGGAGAAGACUACUAUCUUGAAUAUGAGGGGCUACAUUUGCUCUGCUCUGGCCACAGAUGCGAAAGUUGUCCCUCAAAAACCAAUGAUACAAUUAGAAAUGGGGCUCCAACGUUGAACAGAGACAAUGACAAGCAAACUAAGGAGGGGAAUGAUAUGGCAUAA
Messenger RNA from Neltuma alba, 624 nucleotides. RefSeq lists its product as uncharacterized. NCBI's taxonomy places the organism in Eukaryota, Viridiplantae, Streptophyta, Magnoliopsida, Fabales, Fabaceae. The coding region runs from base 1 to 624 and encodes 207 amino acids. The transcript has a single exon. The record is from RefSeq and is a predicted model, not a curated record.